Diabrotica virgifera virgifera (western corn rootworm) is the source of this 1400-nucleotide messenger RNA. RefSeq lists its product as uncharacterized. Gene Ontology annotation, biological process: DNA recombination; DNA integration. Bases 584 to 1351 code for a protein of 255 amino acids. The transcript is spliced from 2 exons. Gene Ontology annotation, molecular function: DNA binding. The record is from RefSeq and is a predicted model, not a curated record. Lineage: Eukaryota; Metazoa; Arthropoda; Insecta; Coleoptera; Chrysomelidae.
UAUCAAUGCAAACAUCAAACCAUUGUAUAUUAAAAGUAUUACUAUUACAAUAAUUAUUGUUGAUUUUAUAAUAAAGUGAAACAAGUCAAAAACGUGAAGGUUUCUAACUACCUAUCUAAUAAAAUAAUAGUAGAAUAUUGAAAUAAUACUUAUUGUACUUACGUAAUUUUUUAAAUUUUUAAUUAGAAACUGCAUAAAGUUGAAAUAAUACGGCACAUAAUAAGAAAUAAUUUCUACUAAAAUGAACUAACUCAUAAAUGAACUAACAAAUCUUUAACUAGUUUUCUAAUAAAGUGAAAUAAAUCUGAAAGAAUACACUUUUCUAAAAAGCGAUAGCAAAUAAUAUACUUACUCGUUAGUAAAACAGAGAAUUGUUUCGUAUUGUAUCACUUUCUUUGAAAAUACCGGAUAUCUUACCUCCAAACACAGCCGGAGUAUAACUGAAUUCCACCACUUUACGAGUACCGGUUUGUGCAAAGGCGUUAGUAAAAAAGAGCGGGAAAAUCAUUUAUCUCUCUCAUUUUCAUCAUUUUAACCUGGCUGUUAAACGGAACAGGUUCUUCUCGUCUAGUUAUUUCACUUUAUGAUUAAAUCUCGAAAACCACGAAUUUUGAGUUAUUUCGCUUUUUUAUUAAAGGUGCGAAAUGUUGGCUAUAGGCCUAAGAAAGCGAGCAUUUUUACACGGGAGCAAUUUGAAAAAUUUCUGAUGGAAGCACCGGAUGAAGAAUUUCUAGUUCACAAGGUCGCAAUGAUAUUGGGAAUAUCUGGUGCCUGUAGAAGAGAAGAAUUAUAUAAUAUUACUAUGAAUGACAUCCAACAAACCGAUGGUUUAAUGAUUGUAAAAGUACCCAAUACAAAAACGAACAUCCAGCGUACUUUUACAGUCGUUAAUAAACCAGACGAUAAAAUUCCAUAUUUAGAAAUUCUGCAAAAGUAUAUAAAACUUCGUCCAUUACAAGUAAAAUCAAAUCAUUUGUUCGUAAGAUACGCCAAAGGAAAAUGUUGUGCUCAAGUAAUAGGGAAAGGGACAAUCGGGGGCUGGCCUUCUCAAAUUGCCAAAUUCUUAAAUUUGCCUAAUCCUGAGAACUAUACUGGCCAUUUGUUCAGGAGCACAUCAGCAACGCUUUUGGCUAAUAAAGGUGUUGAUGUCCUCGGAUUAAAGCGUCAUGGAGGUUGGCGUUCAUCGACAGUGGCAGAAAGCUAUGUAGAAGAUUCUCUUCAAAAUAAAAUAGAUUUUGCCGAAAAAAUAUUGUGCAAUACUAGUAAUAUUACUAAUGUAUGCGAUUCUGCAGGAGUUUCUGUUAGAAGUGAAACCACAGCCCAAACAAGUGGGAUUUCAUUAAAUAAUUAAACAAAUUGUACCAUAAGUUUCAAUAUUAAUAAAUAAUUCCUUAGUUUUC